AUGGACCGUUUAAAGUUAAAUACCAAAGCGUUACUGGGGAUGGCAACGCGUACCGUUGAUCAGGAUCAUGGAUUGCGGCAUACAUGUGUCAAGGUGCUUUAUCACGCGGUUCUUCAAUAUGAAACCGCAAUGUCCAAGUUUGCUACGGCUUUGUCUGCGUUAUCGGAUUCUUUGGAAGGCGUAGAAAAUGGAUAUAAAAGCGUCAUCUCCAACGAAAAAAAUGUUUCUGUUUUUGAUGCCAUGAAGGAGGUAACAGGUCAUUUGGAAAAUUGCCGUGUAACUAUUAUUCCAGAGUCUAUUGAGGCAUUGAAGGUAGACGUUGCCCCGUCAUUGUCCUCACUGAAGGAGUAUUGUGAUGCCUGCGAGCGUCUUCAUAGUGAAAGAACCAGGGCCGUUGAUUUGUAUGAUUAUCAUCGAAAUGUUGUUGAAAAAAAAGAGGUCAAUUAUGCAUCAAAGGGUAAACUUCUUGAUGAUUCAAAACAUUAUAAAGAAGAACUAACCAAACGUGAUGCCGCGCAUGAUGCGUACCUUGCAAAGCACAAUGAAUACAACGAGGCGUAUGAUGAAAUUAUGUGCAAAAAAUCUGAACUUACCACGCUUUCUGGAAGGCUGUUUCUUCGUGAGCUGUUGAAUCUUCUGGAUAAUCUCAAAGGUGAGGUUUUGUGUAUGUGUAAUAUUGUUGAUAAUAUUCCUUUGAAUCAGGUAUCAGAUGAACGAGGUUGUGUUCUAGUUGCUGAGGAACUAAGUUAUGGGACGAAUGUCAUGGGUGAUGCCCCGAACGGGGUGUCUACGGAAAACAACGAAGCGGACGCCGUAGUGGCGCAGGAGCCUACGGAUGAGCAAUUACCCGCUGCAGUUUGUGAGGAAUCAAAAGACAAUGGGGAUAGUACUCCUGAACUAGUGGAAGGUUAG
Messenger RNA from Trypanosoma rangeli, 912 nucleotides. RefSeq lists its product as uncharacterized. The transcript has a single exon. NCBI's taxonomy places the organism in Eukaryota, Euglenozoa, Kinetoplastea, Trypanosomatida, Trypanosomatidae. The record is from RefSeq and is a predicted model, not a curated record. The coding region runs from base 1 to 912 and encodes 303 amino acids.